GCGGCAGGACCGGAAGGGGGAGACCGGGGGGAGUGAAAUAAGGAGCGGACCGUGUGCGCUGCGGGUUGUUGCGGGUGUUUAUCUGCUGGUUAGUUUAAUCUCACAGUUUGUUCACGCGAAGAAAAUACAACCCGGUUCAGUCCGUGUCGGACUCGUCUGAACCGGAACUCGGGGGGAACGUUGCUGAUGAGCCGGGGAAACUGCGCCGCCGCACAGCCUGCUGGGAAAUAUGUUAACGACAGAGCUACGUUGAUUGGAGCUCCGCGGCGCGUGCAGGCUGAAAGUAAAGACACAGUAAAGCGAAGUAAAGCGAAGAGACGGAAGCUGCUGCAGACAUGUCUGUGUCUCUGUCAGCAGAGAGAGACAGGAUCCAGAGACAGGUGGAAGAGCUGGAACAGAGUCUGUCUGCAACACACACUGAACUGGAGCUGCUGAGCAGUGAGACAGGUGAUGAAUCAGAUGACGAGGACGAGGAGGAGGAGGAGCAGUCUGAACAGAAUUCCCUCCUGCAGUGUGAGUCUGCAGCCGGUCUAUUGGCUCAGAGAGAGAAGAUCCAGAAGGAGAUCCAGAACCUGGAGAACGUCCUGGGACCACACAGUCCAAUCUACGCGUCAGAUGACGAUGAUGAUGCCAGCAGCAGUGACGAGAGUGAGCUGGGUCUGUCGCUGUCAGUGGGCUCAUGUCUUCAGAUGAACCUGGUCUAUCAGCAGGUGGUUCAAGAGACCCUGGACCAGCUGGAGACACUGCUGACACACAACCAGAAACAGCAGAAGGAGGUGGUGUCUCAGCUGUCCGGACCAGUCAAAGAGUCACCCAGGGAACGUUGCCCUCCGUCCUCCUGCCAGCAGCCGUUUAACAUGUUCCUGGGACGCUUCCUCAAACCGUACUUCAAGGACAAACUGACAGGCCUGGGUCCUCCAGCCAAUCAGGAGACAAAGGAGAAGGCCAAUAGGAUGGCGGGCUGUCUGGACAACAAUAAGCUUAAACUGAAACGAUGGGAAAGCUGGCAGAAGACUCUGUUGAUCCACUCAGUAGCCAGAGACAGUCUGAGGAAACUGAUCCAGCCCAAACUCUCCAAGGUGGACUACCUGACUCAGAAGCUGUCCUCAGCAGUGGAGACAGACAGGCAGCAGCUCAGAGAGCAGAUAGACAGUCUGGAGAGAGAGAUCGACCUGCUCAGAGGGAAGAAGGAGGAGGAGCUUAUUGGUGAUCGAUAUGAAGAACAUGACUGGCAGAAAAUCUCUAAUAUUGAUUUUGAAGCAACGAGGGAUGCGGACGACAUCCGGUGUUUCUGGCAGAACUUCCUCCACCCGUCCAUCAACAAGACUCGGUGGAGUCAGGAGGAGGUGCAGCAGCUGAAGGAGAUCAGCAUGAGACACGGAGAGAGACACUGGGAGACCAUCGCUGCAGAGCUGGGGACGGGGAGGACGGCCUUCCUGUGUCUUCAGACGUACCAGCGUUUCGUCUCGGCCUCGUUGAGACACAGCAGCUGGACUCCGGCUGAAGACGCUCUGCUCAGAGAGCUGGUGGACAAGAUGAGGAUCGGAAACUUCAUCCCCUACACGCAGAUAAGUUACUUCAUGGAAGGUCGUGACCCCGCCCAGGUGAUCUACCGGUGGUGCCAGGUGCUGGACCCGAGCCUGAAGAAAGGUCCGUGGACCAAGCAGGAGGACGAGCUGCUGAUGAGGGCGGUGUCUCUGUACGGAGAGGGGAACUGGUGGAGGAUCCGGUUGGAGGUUCCUGGUCGCACCGACAGCGCCUGCAGAGACAGGUAUUUAGACACUCUGAAGGUGGAAACAAAGAAAGGCCCGUUCGACAAACAGGAGAGGGAGCAGCUGCUGCAGCUGGUGGAGAAACACGGAGUCGGUCGCUGGGCGAGGAUCGCUGCUGAGAUUCCUCACCGUAACGACGCUCAGUGUCUCAGAGAGUGGAGGAAAAUGUCCAAGAUCUGCAGAACUCCUCCACCUCAGAAAAGUAAGAAAGGUAAAAAAACACCACAGAGUCGGGGGAGAGGGACGAAGAAGAAGAACCUCCCGACCAAGAGGACCAUCAAGCGCCGACUGAUGAAACUGAAGGAGGAGGAGGAAGAGGAGCGGAAGGAGGAGGAGCAGAUGGAGUUGGAGUACAUGGACAGUGAUGAUGAAAAGAAGAAGGAGGUAGUGGAGGUGGAGAAGAUUGAGGAGGUGGAGAAGGAGGAGGAGUACACCUUCCCCCUCAUGCAGGAGUGGAUCCCAAUAGAAAGAGCAGAACCUUUCAGCUUCCUGACCUUUCGACCGGUGGAGAUGGCUUCCUCUGCAGACGCCCCCGGUGGGAAACGUGCCCGCUCCACCGUACUGGGCCAGUUCGGACGCUCCGUCAUCAUCGGACCGGAACCCAGAGAGCUGCCGGGGGGGAAGCACCACAGCCUCAGCACCAUGAUGAUGGUGUCAGCUGACCAGCUCCGAGCGCACCUGCAGCGCCAGGCGCAAACCUUCAACGACCUGAGCUCCACCCGAAGUAAGGUCCAGACCGUCAAACGGAGGCAGCUGGGCCAAACGACGGAGGUGGGGCUGCGCUACGAGCUGCAGGCCGCCGUGACACCGUGGAUCGGGAACCUGUUGAUCCCAGCGAAGACGAGAUUGACGGUGGCCGACGCUCUGAGGGAGCAACAGGAGAAGACCCAGCUCUCCUCAACCGCCGUCUUCCUGCUCCUCCUCCAGACCAUGAAAGUGGACGUUGUGGGCUGUAAGGAGAUGAUAGAGCAGAGGAGGAGCAGGGGGUCUUCAGUGACACCUCCUCCGGACCCUGCCACGAAUAACCCCAGGAACAUCGCACGACCUCGGCAGCAGAGGGAGGCCAGAGACGGUCCGCUGCAGUUAGACAUGGAGCUGAUCCUGAACCAGCUUCAGGCGCUGCAGCAACAAGACAAACACAACAGGCAACAACAGCAACAACGUCUACAGCAACUCCUGCUGCUGCAGCAACCGCCUCCUCGCCUCCCAUCGCUGCCUCCUCCUCUCGGCAUUCUUCCUCAGAUGCUUCCUAACAUGCAUCCUGGGAUGUCUCCUAUGUCGUCUCCUCAGGCUGUCUUCAUUCCUCACCCUGUCACUCAACCUCGUGGUGCCUCCAUCCAGCUCAUGCCUCCCCGUUUCCUAACAGCACCCCCUCCGGGACUGCACACACCUCCUGCUGGGGUUGUCACUUGUCCGUUCCCUGCACUUCCUGCUCCUCAUAGACUUCCUCCUGUCUCUGUUGUCCCAGUGCCCCUGAACACCACAUCUGCCUGCUCUGCCUCUUCCCCCCAACCAGCUGGACCUCAAAACCUCAUAGUCACCCUGCCUGGUUCCCUGAAUCACCACGUUCCUAUUGGAUCUACACCUGCCAGUCAGCUCCUUCUGACUCCCUCCAACGCCAGCGGCCCCAUCACUUGCCCCGGCCAGCCUCAUCCUGCCCCCAGUCCAUCUACCUCCAUCCCCAAACCUCUCGAAGGGAGGGGGCAACAGGUGGCGGAAGACCCAGAGGCCAGCAGCGGUCAGAGUGGGGAGCUUUUGAACAGGGCAGUUAAUGGUGUGGACAGGAAAGGGGAAGGGAUCGAGGAAGGAAGGCGGAUUCUGAAGACGAGUCUGACUCUGCAGGAAGUCACUGAGUCCAAGGCUGAAGCCGGCAGAGCUCAGAUCCAGAACACCGCCUGCACCGCUCUGAUCCAGCUGGUGCCUCAGACUCCUCCCACCUCUGCGACCAUGUCCCCCACGCCUCCUCAAAGACCUCCUCCUGCUGGGGUCGACUCCUCUCCUCUGACCAGAACUGACACACCUUCUCAUGCUCCUCUUUUAAUAGGAGACACUACACCUCCUGCUGCUGCUCUCAGACUGAACGCCACACCCGCCCGCUCUGAUAGGACGGUGUCUUCAACUCAAAACUUUAGUUUAGCCCCGCCCCCCUCCAAACCCACCAAUCAGCCCUCUGCUUCCUCCACUUCAGGCCACCCUGCUCCUCUCCACAGCGAUCAUAACUACACCAUUUCUUGCUACCCCACCAACAGUCACCAUGGCUCAACCUCAGUUAAACAAAGGCCUGCCCCCAAACGCCGAAAACCCCGGCGCCGUAAAUCUGACUCCACCCCCAAAAAGCCUCCUAAAGCCCCGCCCAAAGGGAGGAAACGAGCGAGGGUGGAGGAGCAGCAGAGUGUGACAAGCAGUCAGGAAAACCAAUGUGUGGGCAGGACAGGUGACGGCGUGGGCGGGACAGGUGAUGGCGGGAAAGGUACAGGUGAUGGCGGCAAAGGUACAGGUGACGGCGUGGGCGGGACAGGUGACGGCGUGGGCGGAACAGGUGACGGCGGGAAAGGUACAGGUGUGAUCCAGGAAGGAAAGAGGGUUCGGAAGCCGAGUCAGCGAGCCAGAGCUGUUCAGGAGGCGGUUCAGGAGAAGGCUGAAGCCAAGAUGAAAAGAACUUCUUCUUCUUCUCCUUGUAAGAAGCGCUCCCGUCUGUCUCGCAGUAAACAGGAAGUGGUUGUCCAGAAUCCGCCGGUACUCCCCGGGUUUUGUUUGCUUCCCGGUCAGUCCAUGUGGGUCAUGACUCCUGGUGGGCUGGUCCAGCUGGCAGAAGGUCUGCCCCAAGGCCUGCGGCUGGCGUUCGUACCAAGCACUCCCCUUCCAGCUCAGCACGGGAACAUUUUAACUUGUCAUCAAGCCACGCCCCCUGUACAAUCUGCCGCUGGGCCCGCCCCCAUAAUCUUGCCAGGACUGAAUCAGCCACAACCUCUUCCUGCCCCACCCACUUGUCCUUCCAAGCCCCUCCCCCCAGCCUCAACCCUAAAACCACCUCCAAAAACCGUCUCCGCCAUUCUCUCCUCCAUGCGAACCAAGCCCGGUGUGGACCCAGUGGCGCCUCCUCGUCUCAGGAGGGAGGCGCUGGAGUUCGACCCUGCCCUGAUGUUCUUGGAAUCCCCGGCGGAGGUGCGUGAUUGGCUGAGUGGUCGGGGAGGGGUGGGGCUACCUGGAGUGGACGUGACUCUUCCCUACCUGCCCCCCUUUGUCAGCAGUCUGAACACGCUUAGUGCACUGCUCCGGGUCAAGAAGGCCCUGACUAAAUCCUGCUUGCAGCUGCUGUGUCGCGGGUCUGAACCCCAUCGGCCUCGACCCAGACCUGACAGCAGCGCCAAGAGGACGCCCAGUACUGACCUGCCAGACUCCACCUCUGACCUCAGACCCGCCGCAGACAAACCAAGUAGCACAUCAGCUCCCGCUGUCAGCUCCACCCACCUGGAGGAGGAGGAGGCGGAGCUUGUGGCAACGGUGCGUCAGCUAGUGGCGGAGCGUUUCUCAGAUAACCCCGCCUACCAGCUGCUGAAAAUCCGCUUCCUGUCCUGCUUCACUGUCCCUGCCCUCCUGGCCACCAUGCAGCCAAUCACAAACAAGACUGUAACGCGCCCAUCCAGUGAGGAGGAGGAGAUGGAGGAGGUGGAUGACGAGGAGGAGGAGUUAAAAAACAUCAAAGAAAGAGGAAGACGGAGGAAAGCUGAGAGAUCUUUGCUGCUGCGUGAUGGGUCCGGAGCUCCAGCCAAUCACUUCUCUGGAAUCAACACCAGCCCGCCCUCCACCGACCUCGACCAGAUCACUCUAGACCGGACCGCUCCAGACCGGACCACUCCAGUGUUCUGUUCCUCAGCCGACAUGUUGGAUGAGUUGAAAAUGAAAAGUCAGUUUGAGGUUGGAGACGGUUUAAAGUAAAUGGUUUUCUCUCUGGACAGCCGCAGGACUCCGAGAGCCGGCUGAGUUUUUGGGUCUGAGUUAGAUGUUCUGAUAACAAAGCUCAUAAAUCAGCAGUGUGUCCUUGAAUGCACUAAAUAGUAAUGUGUUGUUUAAAUCAAGUUUCAGUCUGCAGGAGGAUUUUGACAGAGAUGAGGUGAAGCUGUUUGUGCUUAAAGGAAGAUCAGUAUAAAAUGUGAUGCGCAGGGACGUGAAGGCGAAGAACCCUGCAGGUUUAACAGAAUCAUUUGGAGCUCUGUGGGGCGUUCAGGUAUCUCAGAGGGAAGAAAUUGCACUAAACAAUGUGUUGUUUGUUUUUGUUGUCUUCAUUAAGCUUCUGUAAAGAAAAUGUUCAGUAAUUAUUUUGUAAUAAAGAGAGUUUAAGUGA
This is a messenger RNA of Micropterus salmoides (largemouth bass), 6117 nucleotides long. It is a transcript of the gene snapc4, whose product is annotated as small nuclear RNA activating complex, polypeptide 4. Bases 336 to 5711 code for a protein of 1791 amino acids. Lineage: Eukaryota; Metazoa; Chordata; Actinopteri; Centrarchiformes; Centrarchidae. The transcript is spliced from 22 exons. The record is from RefSeq and is a predicted model, not a curated record.